AUUGAUUUCUUGUUGUCUCUCUCUCAAUAUAUAUGUAUAUGAUCAGUUCAUUGAUCCUUCCUCAAUUCCUUCAACUAAUUAGCCAAGGGAAUUAUCUCAAAGGCUUGCCUGCUUUUUAAUCUGAAGAAUUUUCGAUCUGUUUCUAUAUAUAUAUAUAUAUAUACAUAUACAUACACCAUUAAGCUAAGUAAGAAAAGCUUCAUCGAUGUCAAUCAUGGCGGGUGAUGAUGAAGAUGAAGAAGGCCUAUAUGAUUUCAUGGAUGGAGAAGAUUUCCAUGGCAGCACCGAUGAUUCAAACCUCGACGACUAUGAUUUGCUUAUGAAAGUGACGGAUACAUCGGCUUCGCAAGCAAGGGAAGGGAAAGACAUACAAGGCAUUCCUUGGGAUAAAUUAAAUAUCACGAGAGAAGCCUAUCGACGCAUGAGGCUUCAACAGUAUAAAAAUUACGAGGAUCUUAUGCCUUUGUCCGGCGAAGUCCAACCCGUCGAUAAUGAGGGAUCCACUCUAGCAAACAACGAUGAAGAGUACUUUGAUUUCUUCCGAAACUCAAGAUCGGUGAAGCCGACAAUCCUUCACUUUAAGCUAAGAAACCUAGUGUGGGCUACAUCGAAGCACGACGUGUAUCUUAUUUCAAACAACUCGGUUAUGCACUGGUCGUCGUCGUUCCAGAGCUUGACCCGAGUCAUUAACUUUUCCGAGCACGUUGAUGUUGAUGUCGCGCCAUCGGAGAGUCAUCCAGGAGUGAGCACAAUAGCUGUAAAAGAUCGAUUCUUGCUGGCCGGAGGCUUCCAUGGACAACUUAUCUGCAAGCGUCUCGACGAAGCGGGGAUAAGCUUUUGCACGAGGGCCACACAGCGAGAUGAGAAUGCCAUUACGAAUGCCAUUGAAAUAUUCGACAACAGCUCCUCUUCCAGCGGGCUGUGUUUCGUGACCUGCAAUAACGACUGCAGUGUAAGAGAGUACGACCUGGAGAGGUUUCAGCUCCUUAACCACUUCGACUUCCCUUGGCCCGUCAAUCAUGCAAUGAUGAGCCCUAACCGCAAACUUUUGACUGUUGUGGGAGAUGAUCCUAAUGGGUUGCUCAUUGAUGCUCGGAAUGGGAAGACAAUCGCUUCAGUUUCCGGUCAUCUCGACUACUCGUUCACAUCUGCGUGGCACCCAGAGGGCAUGAUGUUUGCCACCGGAAAUCAGGACAAAACCUGCAGAGUUUGGGACUUGAGAAACCUGUCAGCAUCAAUAACAAUCUUGAAGGGACACAUAGGUGCAAUCAGAAAGAUAUGUUUCUCAGCAGAUGGGGAGUUCCUGGUGGCGGCUGAACCUGCGGACUUUGUGCACAUAUACACUGUUAAAGGAAACUACAAGCAAAAGCAAGAGAUAGAUUUCUUUGGGGAGAUCACCGGGGUAUCCCUGAGUCCCAAUGACGAGUCCAUGUAUGUUGGAAUAUGGGACCGGACGUACGCCAGCUUGCUGCAGUACAACAGAAAGCAUGCAUACAAAUAUCUUGAUUCUGUAAUGUGAUACCAUACCAUGUUACCUAAUUUGGUUAGUCGACAAGAAGUGAAAAGAAUCCUCUUGUCUGCUCGAUAUCUUCUUAGACACAAGAUAAAUUCCAUAGGUAGAAAGAAAGCCUUGAAUGGUGGGAAAUAUGUUUCUGUUUUGACCCCCACAAAAAAUCAAAUAAAAGCUAUGGGUGCUUGUGCAUGUAUGUGUUCAACGAUAUCAAAUCUUUCGAUAUAUUGUGCAUGUCAUUGUUUUGCAUCUGCAUGG
This is a messenger RNA of Andrographis paniculata, 1768 nucleotides long. RefSeq lists its product as uncharacterized. Gene Ontology annotation, molecular function: protein binding. The transcript is spliced from 10 exons. The record is from RefSeq and is a predicted model, not a curated record. NCBI's taxonomy places the organism in Eukaryota, Viridiplantae, Streptophyta, Magnoliopsida, Lamiales, Acanthaceae. The coding region runs from base 206 to 1519 and encodes 437 amino acids.